This is a messenger RNA of Symbiodinium sp. CCMP2592, 522 nucleotides long. The record is from the annotation of a GenBank genome assembly. NCBI's taxonomy places the organism in Eukaryota, Dinophyceae, Suessiales, Symbiodiniaceae.
AUGGCUUCCUUUUUACCACAAAAGCCUUCAACGCCACCUCCGUCUUCCAAGGCGCCUCGUCGACAGAUGAUUCGUUCUACCUCCUCGGCCUCUCCGCUGCAGUGCGGCAUGAGUUCCAAGACCGGUCGGACCGGUCCCGUCGUUAUGGUGGACGUUCCAGAGUCUUCGACGAGCCCAUCUGCAUCCAUCAGCAUGCUGUCACAAGUUACAUCGGAUUCGCAAGAAAGCAGGGUGCACUUCGAGGAAUCUCCGGAGAUCAUUUUGUUCCUGAGUGCUGACGAGGGCUUGCCCGACCUUCCUGCGGUUACUGAGGAGGAUGAGCGCGCACAUUCAGACGAGGUGGAUCAGCCAAGCUCCUCGACGACGGCCCCCGCGCAGAGGGGCGCCACUACGUUGGCAGCGCCAGAUCUACCACCAGCCCCGCAUGACUUGUGCAAAGGAGGCCUGGCAGACCUCGCUGCAGAGAGGCGUGCCGCCAUGCUGAGGAAGCUCUUCCCGCCUCAGGACCUAAGUGAGCCCUGA